Molecule: messenger RNA, 1855 nt
Organism: Xenopus tropicalis (tropical clawed frog)
Lineage: Eukaryota; Metazoa; Chordata; Amphibia; Anura; Pipidae
Gene: msmb.7
Product: microseminoprotein beta, gene 7
Exons: 4
Coding region: 492-860 (122 amino acids)
Cellular component (GO): extracellular region
Source: RefSeq, a predicted model, not a curated record
UGCAGUUACUGGAAAGACAAAACGAUGGGCUUAUUUACUAAGGAGUGUAAUGUGCAAAAAUUGACGCAAAUCCCAAUGACUUUUGUCCAUCGUGCACCUUGCUUUUGCUGCAUCUGCGUCCAUCAGGUGUAACUCUUUAUGACUCCUAGUUGCAGUGCUCCACUAUGGCUUUUCAUCAGAGUGAAGGGCAAGUAAAAUUUUGAUUGUAGGGAGCCAAUGGUCAGCAAACCAUUGAGAAAAGCCGAAAUUAAUACAAGGAUACUAGUAAAUAUUUAUGUUUCCUAAUAACUAAUAAAUCUGUAUUUGAAAGCACAAUGCUUCCAUUUCUGUCCUCUAAAGAUUGUUUUAAUGUGAUGUAGUGUGAUUCAUUGUGUCGCCACACCUUCUUAUUUAUUAGAAUCAUUAUAAGUAGUGGGGUUUAAAUAGCUAGCACUUCUCCAGACUUGAAGUGUCCUCUUCAAGAUCAGAAGCUCUCCCAUCUACUGAUCAGAAUGCUGCAGGCCUAUUCUAGCACAGCUUCAUGGAAUCUACUGUUGUUUCCAAUAUUGGCAUCUUCAUUUUUAGCAUUGUUAUGUAAUGCGGCAUGCAGGAACAAUGAACUCAGCAGGGUAGGACCAGGUAUCACACCAAAUGGCUGUAUGGAUGGGGAUGUGAUGCGACCUUUUAACUCAACGUGGAAUCCGGAACCUUGUAUUGAAUGCAAUUGUACCGAAAGUGGAUUAACCUGCUGUCCGACGCUUAACGUACCUGUAAUUACUUCUGGGGACUGUGAAGUAGUGGUGAAUAGGACUGCCUGUACAUACUUAAUCCGCAAACUGAGUGAUAAAGCUGAAAUGUGUCAGAUGUAUGUAUUGCUAUAGAAGCUACAGUCAUGCCAAAUACAAAUGCUCUUUGUGUAUAAAACAUGUAUAUAAUUGCAAAAGUUUUGAUAUUUUAUGAAAAAGAUAACCUUGGUACAAAAAAAAUAUGCGGGAAAUCAUAAAGCUUGUCAACCAAGUGGGUGUUUGAGAGAAAAGCACUUAUUUAUUUCAGUACAUAAUAGCUAUUGCAUGGUAUUUAAAAGCAUAAACAAAUAAUAAAGCUUUUUCUGUUUUUGUCAUUAUGGAAAUACACAAUCCCUUUUCAUAGUUAUUAUCAUUAUGAAUAAUUUAUCCCCAUUUAUAAUAUGUUAAAUAAUUCAAUGUACUGCAUGUCAGUUUACAUAGAAGAUGCCUAGAACUGGAAAUAACGUAUAAUAAUGUAUAUAAUAGCACACCCCUGAGCCUUUAGUGAGACAACCCAUAUUGUAAUUAAAUGGAACAUCCAAAGCCCAAGUAUCAGCACUUGUAUUGAUUUGGAACUAGUCUCCUUGAACAAUUUAAAAGAAAUCUAGCCCAGUGGAAAAACAAAUCCAUAGUUGUUUUAGUGGUGACAAAAAUAAAAGUAUAUGUAAAGUUAAUCCACCACAGAGGGGGAACUGAGUAUUUAACCAUUUAUUUGAGAUAUGGGUAAUUGUGGUUAGUGGUAGAGCAUGCUGGUAAUAUAAUUGUUAUUACUAACUAUCUAUUUAUUGGACUUAUUAGACUUAAGGCUACAAUAACCACCCCCCACCCCCUUAUGGCCAGGCACUAUGGUUGGCUCUAAAGAUGGAUGUUUAUUACGGUCCAGUAAUAUACACACACUAUUGUGAGCAAGAGAGAAGUUACCAUAUUUGCUUUCAGAGUUCCAUAUGAGAGGGUUAAAUUCGGUAGCAGUCAGUGUUCGGGUUUGCCAUAUAUUUCACUUUAUUAUUCAAUAAAGAUUAAAAUACAAAUAUUAUAUGCAACCUUCAUUAUAGAAGUAAAUACCAUAUUGUUUAUAGAUUUUUUAUGGGCUG